AUGGCGGUCAAAUCAUCAAAGGCGGCAUCGGCCAAGUCCGUCGUUCCGCCAUCGCCAUCAUCACCGUCAUCGCCCAAAAAGACGGUCGUCUUCUUUCACCCGGACCUCGGCAUCGGCGGUGCGGAGCGGCUUGUCGUGGACGCCGCCGUCGGCCUCCAGAACCGCGGCCACCGGGUGGUCAUUUUUACGAGCCACUGCGACCCGGCACACUGCUUUGACGAGGUGCGCCCGGGCACGGGAGUGUUGGACGUGCGCGUGCGUGGCGGCAACGUGGUGCCGGCGUCGAUCCUCGGCCGCUUUGCCAUCCUCUGCGCGAUUGCCCGCCAGGUGCAUCUGUUGCUGCAGAUAUGGCUGACGGGAGAGCUGGCGGCGCUGGGCGCCACGGCGUACUUUGUCGACCAGCUGUCGGCCGGACUGCCCUUGCUGCGGAGUCUUGGCAGCGCCUAUGGUGGCGCUGCACAACAGACACCAACCACGCCCAUCUUCUUCUACUGCCAUUUCCCAGACCUGCUCCUGGCCAAGGGCCGGCAGAAGUGGUGGAAGCGGCUGUACCGGGUGCCGUUUGACGCCCUGGAGCAGUGGAGCAUGGGCUUCUCCGACGCAGUGGCCGUCAACUCACGGUUUACCAAGUCGGUGGUGACGGCGACGUGGCCGCGGCUGGCGGCCAAGGUCAAGGUGGGCAUCGACCCUUUGGUGGCUGAGGACGACAACGGCCUGCGCGUCGUCUACCCGUGCAUCGACAUCAAGCAGGAGGACGCACUAGAGCAGGAGCGGGCCAGCAACAACAGCAAUGACAAGAAGACGAAGCAGAACAGGGACGCGCCCGUCGACCUGUGGCAGGGUCUGCCGUUUGUCCUGAGCAUCAACCGUUUUGAGCGCAAAAAGGACAUUGGCCUGGCCAUCCGUGCGUUUGCCGGUUUGCCCACCGGCACCUCCCCCCAGCGCCUCGUCGUCGCCGGCGGCUACGACAACCGCGUUGCCGAAAACGUCGGCUACCACCGCGAACUCGACGCUCUGGCCACCGAGCUCGGCCUGCGCACCGCCACCGCACGCACCAUGGUCACCGCUCUCAGCAUCCCCGCCGACGUCCAGGUCUUGUUCCUGCUGUCCGUCCCGUCCGCCCUCAAGUCGCUGCUUCUGCACAGCCCCUCGUGCCGCCUGCUUGUCUACACGCCCGCCAACGAGCACUUUGGCAUCGUGCCCCUCGAGGCGAUGCUCGCCGGCCUGCCCGUGCUCGCCUGCAACUCCGGCGGGCCCACCGAGACCGUCGUCGAGGGCACCACCGGCUGGCUGCGCUCGGCCGACGACGUGGCCGCCUGGACAGACGUCAUGGCCAAGGUCCUGCCGGGCACCGGCAUCCCCGGCGCAUUGACCGACGCCCAGCGCAAGAAAAUGGCCGACGCCGGCCGCACACGCGUGCGCAGCCAGUUUGCCGACACGCAGAUGGCCGCGCGGCUGGACGGCAUCCUCGACGAGAUUGUGGUUCGUGUGGCGGACGGCACGACCACCGCAACGCCGUCUGCAUCCAUCAGCACCCUCCUCUUUUCUGCUGUGGCGCUCAUUGGUGUUCUGCUGGCGCUGGCUGUGGCCGUGCUGAAGAAGAUAUUCUAA
Sporothrix brasiliensis 5110 is the source of this 1611-nucleotide messenger RNA. RefSeq names its product alpha-1,3/alpha-1,6-mannosyltransferase. Gene Ontology annotation, molecular function: GDP-Man:Man(1)GlcNAc(2)-PP-Dol alpha-1,3-mannosyltransferase activity; alpha-1,3-mannosyltransferase activity. Lineage: Eukaryota; Fungi; Ascomycota; Sordariomycetes; Ophiostomatales; Ophiostomataceae. The coding region runs from base 1 to 1611 and encodes 536 amino acids. The record is from RefSeq and is a predicted model, not a curated record. The transcript has a single exon.